AUGGAAGCAGGUAAUAACGGCACAGAACAGCCUGUGGAAGUGCCUGUGAACACAAGCAAUGAUUCCGAAGAAAAUUCGGGUCACUCGUGCCGAGCCAAAAGUUCAGCGACUCAAGAAAAAGAUGUCUGUUCAUCACAGCGUAAUGCAAGCAGGUUCUUCAUUUUCGUGACCGCACUUCGGCUUGUACUGUGGUUCUUCCAUCGUCUUCUCAGAACACGAGGAGCCUCAUGUCAGCCGAUUAGCUGUAAAAGCCUCCAAAACGCUGGCUUUCUUCAUUCCUCCUCGGAAAAAGACUCCAUCAUGCGACCUGACGGUAGUCCCUCGAGACUCGUCAAAGGGACUGCGAACGGCUUCAAGAAAUUCAAGCCUGCAAUGGCAACUCUGCUGCCCCUGUUGCUUUUCUUGGUGGCGUCCACCCACGCCAGCGAGUUCCCUGACAGAGAGUGUUGCGACAGUGUUCCUCCUCCGGCACCUAACUACCACAGCGUCACCUCAACCACCACUACCACCACCGCUCCCUUUCAUCACUUCAGGAUCAAUUCAUCGCUUGGUAGCCAGCUGGGAAGCCAGCCCAUCGACGGCGUAAUGAGCUGCCUUGAAGCCCGACAGCAAUGCUACAACGACCCACGCUGUGGCAACCUCCUCAAGCUUCAGCACAAGAUCUGUGGCCCGGAGCUCGCCACGCCGGUCAAGUGCCAGAGACUGCUGAGGUCCCUGCAGAGCUUCAGUUUCUUCAUGCGAUGUCAGUGCGCGGAGACUCACAUCGACUACACGUGCUAUACCUUCCGCCAGACCAUCUUUGAAAAUCCAUGCUUGCUCAUUAAUUUCACCUCUUCCGGCACCGCCUUAUCCAGAAGCAGAGGAGACUUGGACGCCAAGCGAAUAUUGCCGAUGUGUGACGAUGCGCGGAACGAAUGCAACUCGGAUACACAAACUUGCUUCAAGAAUCUCAUGAACUUCAAGAUCCAGUGCAAGAUGUCCGCAGGCUCGUGUAACCGUGAGGAGUGCUACGAAGCAUGGACCAAGAUUCGCCAGUCGCCGGUGUUCGGGUGCACGUGUGUGGAUGAGCCCCAGACGCUGCACUCGGUCUCCCAGUACGGUUCCCUGGCCCGCCAAGCCCCCGAACAAAUACGACGCACCGCCAUCUACGAACUCAACCAAGAGUCGCACCACGAGGACAACUGCAUGGAGGUCUACGAACUCACCCAUAACAACCCAUGUCUCCGUCGCGACAAGGUGACGACUGCGUCAGUGGAGACGAAGCAAGAGCUGUGUCAUCACUCACUGAACGCGUGUCAGCGUGAUGCAGAAUGCGCACCUCUGCUGUCUAAGGUGAUGAUGUGGUGUGAACACUCACACUGCGAGCCUGACCGAUGCAGGGGCGCUCUGCAGAACUUCUAUCAGAGCGUGCACAUCCAGAGACGUCUCGAGGUGGCCUUCUGUGUCUGCAGGAAGAGCGACAACGAUGGCCAGUGCUUGACUGCGAUGCGUAAGCUGCACCCGAGCUGCGCUGAGCGUCACACUGGCACCGACCCUCAGCAGUGCCAUGAGAUUGCCAAGCAGUGUCGCACCAGUGACACUUGCAGGCAUAAACUUGAGACGUACGAACGGGACUGCGCAGUGGACGCUAUCACAGGCCAGUGUGCGGGAUCUCUCCGCGACUGCCAACACGCCGUCAUCAAAAUCCUCGGCACGGAACUUCAUGCUUCGUGUGUCUGUAAAGGCACCGACUUUCUGCAGCAGCAACAAGACUGCGACUCUUGGCAUAAACUUCUUUGGUCCAACCCGUGUGUCAUCGAGUCUCAUCUGAAGUUGAGGGAGGAGAUCAGAAAUGGAGAAGACUUGGACGAAGUGUUCACGCGUGCUCCACAGACCACGUCCACUCCUUACUCCACGUCCACCUCCACCAUGGCCGCCGAGAUGGACAGCGGCUACGUUGAAAAUGGCUACAUGUACCCUGGAGGCCCGGAUCCAAUGGGCAUGGACCCAUAUCGAGGCCGAGGAGUUGGAGUCGUGGGGAAUCGGAACCGAGCUCCGGGAUUAGACAUGUCCCCGGCUGGAAGGCUCCCGGGAGGCGGGACCGUAGUUGGUGUCGGCGGUAGCAGCGGAGGCUACAGGCACGUCGGUCCCGGUCAGAUUUUUGGACGUACAGGAACAGGAGGCCUCAUCGUUCCUCCAGCCGAUGGGAAGCCUUUGGGAAACCAUGGACCUUCCCGCAGGGAACACGGCCGUCGACAGAAUGGUAUUUUGAAGCCCGGGGCUGACAUUGCAGGAGACCCACGACGCAUGAACCCUUCUCUUGGAGCAAUCGACACCGCACCCAAUGUGCCCAUCUACGACCGACUUAAUGGCAACGGUGGCGACGACCUCCUGGGACCUGGCGGCAACCUGUCAGAUUUGGCCCAAGUGGAAAGCUGCUACAUGGAAGAAGAUGGGGGUAAACCUGGCAAGACCUUCGUAAUUCCUGUCAACACAUCCCGAAGAUGGCCGGUCGGCUGCAACACGACCUCGGCGGUGUACCACCACAAGGCUCCCUACAUUCAAGCAUUCAGAGGCAAUUGCGUCUGCUAUUCUGGAAAAUUCAUCUGCCAGCGACCCGCCCCAGACCAGUUCAAGCCCGGCCUGGGAGUGUACCUCUUCUUGGGGUACAGUCGAGACGAAAUGGACAUCCUGAAACCAUACACUUUAUUGAAUGAGCUAGAGGCGAUACACGAGAUCGAGAAACUCCUCAAAAGGAAGUAUGGCUUUAAGUGCAAACUGACCCUGAAGAAACAGAUCGACCAGAACCUGAUCCUGAUGCCAGAACUGGAGGACGAUGAUCAGGAAGAAUAUUCCGACUCCUACCAGAAGCACCGACGAGAACUGGACGAAUGCACGCGGCCGCUAGAGGAGCUCGCUAAGUGGAUCAACGAGCAGCCACGCAACGACAACCUGCACCCAGAAGCCUACUUGUCGAUGUUCAUCCUGGCCGAAGUCCACGUUAAUAUAUCAGAGGCGCAUGCCUCGGGUCUGUCCUUCACUGUCCGCAUGGCGGCCAUGACAGGUGCCAUUAUCACCGCCAUCGCAACCGUGCCAGUCUCUGCCAGUCUUUACUGGUCAUGGGCUGUGUCGCACGCUGACGCCGGCUUCUUCAUGUGAAGACUUGAUGUGACGCGCGGCAUUUACGGCUGGUCUUAUCUAAAUCGCAGGCUAUAUUAGCUCGUCACGCAGUCUUUUUCGUUUGGAAAUCGGAUGCAUUCGCAUUUGCUGUUUCAUAAAAUCUGCUAUGAAUUGCACUUAACUGAUUUAAUUUUGAAUUCAAAAUGAAAUCUAACAUGGCUUUUUUGCGUGAUAGCAUCUCUUUACUGAUUGGAAAAAAUUCUCUUGGC
Hyalella azteca is the source of this 3368-nucleotide messenger RNA. RefSeq lists its product as uncharacterized. Lineage: Eukaryota; Metazoa; Arthropoda; Malacostraca; Amphipoda; Hyalellidae. The record is from RefSeq and is a predicted model, not a curated record. The coding region runs from base 1 to 3138 and encodes 1045 amino acids. The transcript has 16 exons. Gene Ontology annotation, cellular component: signaling receptor complex; external side of plasma membrane. Gene Ontology annotation, biological process: nervous system development. Gene Ontology annotation, molecular function: signaling receptor activity.